This is a messenger RNA of Hemicordylus capensis (graceful crag lizard), 6243 nucleotides long. RefSeq names its product LTO1 maturation factor of ABCE1 (gene LTO1). Bases 5 to 739 code for a protein of 244 amino acids. The record is from RefSeq and is a predicted model, not a curated record. The transcript has 5 exons. NCBI's taxonomy places the organism in Eukaryota, Metazoa, Chordata, Lepidosauria, Squamata, Cordylidae.
CCCGAUGCGGGCCUCGGCUCGCUCGUGGUCUUUUGUAGCCCGGCAGAGAACAGAGGAGGGACCCGCCGCUUCUCUGCGGGGAGGAGGCGUGCUGCGUGUGUGUCUGCAGUGCGUGCGGGCAGCCAGCCCACCUGAGGCUCUCCAGCCCUUGUUGGGCAGCAACACUCACCAUCCACCCUCGACGCCAUUUAUUACCACUCCCACCAUCCUCAGCCGCAACAGCUGGAGAGACUCGGGUUGGCCGCCGGUAGAUGAGCGUCGCUUAACUCGUGUGAUGAAAAGCUGGCCGUACUUUAGGGCAUCACACCCAAGAAGCGAGAGGAAUCCAUGGCUGGCGGAGGCCGCUUUUUCUCUGCGGCCAGGCAGAAUAGCUACAUUUCAUGGUGAAGGUUAUCAAGAAGGUUAUGCUGAAGGAACUGAUGCUGGUGUCAUUGAAGGAAGGCAAUAUGGAGUACAGCAGGGUGCCAACAUUGGUUUAGAAAUGGGCUCAUACCUUGGUUUUGCAGUGACAUGGCAGAAGUUGCUUUACAAAUGCUCCGAUGGAAAACAGAGUAAAAAGAUAAAAGCCCUAGAGUCGUUAAUAAAGAUGAUUCAGGAAUUUCCUUGCGAUAACCCUACCUAUGAAAAACUUCACGAAGACCUGGAGAAAAUCAGAGGACGAUUUAAGCAGGUGUGCUCGUUGCUGCAUAUUCCAUCUGAUUUUAGAUUUUGCGCUGAAGGAUCUGCACUUACAUUCUGAAUGUGAUAUGAGCAGAGGAGAACUUUAACAGGCUUUAAGUAAGUGUCUACAUCUUAAAAGAAAGGGCACAUUAAGGCUUUUUUCUCAUCAAGAGGAGCUUCUGCAGUGAAAUUGGAAAGUCCUCCUGUUCUUCAGCAUGCCAUUCUUGUGUUACUUGAGUUGCAGUGCCAGUGCUCCCACCGAAGAAGGCAAUGAUCCAUGGUGAUUCUUUUCAGUUAAAGUCCUGGGAAGUAGCUGUAUCUGAGACAACAUAGCUGGACUACAAAAACAAUGGGUUGUUAAUCUACAUUUUUAUUAAGUGAGUUACUUGAAAAGGGUUAAAGUUUUCAGGCACGUUUUGUUAACCCUUAAGAGUUUCAUUCAUAAAAUGGACAUGAUUUUGGAAAUAUGACUGUAAAGAGAGAUUUCACUAUGUUAGUGCAAGGAAAACACACUACACCAUUCUAUAGAAUAGAUUUUAUCCAUGUAUAUAUUGUUUGUUUUCACAAAUGUCAUCUCGGAAGGUACAUUGUUAAAAUGAUGUGGUUUACCAGAAAAAAAGAACAUUUUAAUCAGUAUGUUGUCCUAAGACAUGAAAUAUGUAUGCAAAUAUGAGAAAAUGCAAGAACAAUUAUAUUUGAUACAAUAAAAAUAUGGAAAUCAUUAUCUUUAAAAGAUCUAAGAUAUGACAAUUAAAGCAAAAAAUGCUCAAAUUAAAACAUGGAAAAAAUAUAUGUGCUAAGUGAUUUGAGGCAAAGAUAUUCAGCAAAAACUAGAUGCUUGAUUAGGUAAACUAUGUAGAUAAGCAUAUGUGCAUAUGCACACACAGGUAUGUGCAUAUGCAGGAGUCUGAUUUUUAGAGCAGAGGGACAUAUAAAGGAGAUGACACACCCCCUGUGCCUGCUUACCUCUCCAUAGACUCUUUUCCCAAGCGCUGUCCUCCCAGACAAGGUCACUUUGGCAUCAGAGGUCAGUUGAGGGAAAAGUGAUAUUAGGAGAGAUGCUGCAGGGAUCUAAGCUGCCUACAGAGGAGGGUUUAGGAGGACAAGGGAGAAUUUUCCUCCUUUCACCCAUAUGCCAUUUUGGGUCUAAAAAUUGAUCAUCCACUUCAUUUUAUAAACAAAUGGGUCAGACCUGACUUUUUAAAAAACAAAUGGGUGAACCACUGUUACUCAUAGCUUGUCUAGCACUGAAAACUUGUUUGUCUUCAUCCAGUGAAUGAACAGCUCAGAGGGCAAAUGAGAGAGCAGGGACACACAACAGGGUUGCAGGUGAAUCACAAAGAAUCAAGGCAAGGGGCUGGGUACCCAGCCUUCCACGUUUGUACUAAUUGAAGGAGAGAGGCAGCAGUUUGGAAACUCCAAAGUGGGAAAAGAGGUGGGAGGAGGGAUCCAAUGCUUUCCCUAUCAGCUGCUGCCACCCCACCUUAAACAGGCACACCUUAUACAGCAAAAACUAUUAUCAAGGGGGGAGGAGAGAAUAAAAGAGUUCCAGGUUGUAGAAUUUGCUUUGGUUCAUGCUGUAAAGUUGAUAACCCACAUUCAUUUUGGAGAUAAUUUUUUAAAAGGCUCUUGAAAGGUAGUUCACAUAUGGAUGUCUGUUUCUACAUAUCUGGAAACCUUGAGUCAGGUUACAUGAGCAUUUGAUUUCUAAAAACUUGUCUAUUGAGACUUUAUAUUGGGUUUAACUAAGAACCAAUGCUUAGGUUGCUUUUUUAAAAAAAGAUUUUUGGUGUAUCCCAUAUAGCCCAGCUGUAUAUAUUGUGUCCACUGUGGGAGGAAUUGAGGUAUAUUACAAAUAAAUCUGUCUGCACCCUAAUAUUACAGACUAGUUUAGAAAGGCAUUGAUUCCUUUAUAUGGGAUUUGAUUUACACCAGAGAUUAGAGUAAUCUCAAUUUGCAAGGUUUUUGAAACCUAAGAUCCACAAAUUCUUUUAUGUCAAUGCCUAUUGUUCUCGGUGCUACCAAAUUAAAUAUACACCAUGCCAAGUGUGGAAUGUCUUUUCCCAGGCGGCAGCUUUUAAGGUAAAGAUUUAAUUAUAUCAAAGUCUCUAUGCUUUGGAGUAACACAACCUGGACUUUUAAAAUGCAUUAAAAAAAUGUCUCACUUGUACAAGAUCUUACACUGAUCUUUGACACAGACAAAAAUGACCUGUAUGCUUUGAUCCUAAGUAGCAUGUUGCCUUUUAUGUUCUCAUGUCUACUAUCCAUUCUGACAAAUAGCUAUGUUGAUUAUUACAAGCACAUUAGAUCAGAAUAUCUUAAAGGUCGGAAGAUGUUUUUGGAAAGACAGAUGUAGAGCCCAGUGUUGAAUUAUCUUUUUGACUAUCAACGUAAUAUAUUGCAAAUAUGUCUGGGAUCUUUAUAUUGAUGUAACAUUUAUUAGAUACAUAGUGAAACAAAAUAUGAGGAUAUCUGUAAAUAAAACAUUAGUAUGUGCAACAAGAUUAAAUGAAGGUAUUUGUUUAGUAUCAUUAAUAUGAUAUCUGAAUAUCACUAAUAUUCCGUGGAGAGAGAGGAAAACUGCAUUAGGACAUGUACCAUUUUUGACCUGAAGUCACUAUUGCUGAAGUGGGAACUUGCUUGACUACUUGUUCAAAAGUAGGAUCCCUAACAGGUAUUUCUGAUUAAUUUUUUUACAAUGCAUGCCCUGCCAACAUAGCUCAAUAUAGCCCUAUAGGUUGUUAAAACAUAAAAAAAUAUGAAACAAGUCUACAAUAAUAAGAAUCUCUGGCACCUGAAAAAAAUCCUAGUAAAAUCUAGAGGGGUGGGGAGGAAGAAAUUAGGAUCUCAAAGUGUUCAUCAGAACAGAAUUACCUUCAACAGAGCCUAUGGGAGGCCAUUCUCUCUUUCAGCAAUUAUCCAGCCUCUUCCAUGAAUAUUCAGCUUCUUGCUUUCUUUAAAGUAAUCCUCUUAACUCUUUUACAUAGAGAUAUCAGGAAAACUGUGCGGGCAAUAUUCUACUAAAUUGCUCAGACAUUUAUGCCAACUUUUGGUGUUUCAGCUUAUAUGCACAGACAAUGGGUGAUAACUUAGUUCUUGUUUUGACAAGAACUAAAUGUUUAAAUGUUUUGACAUUUUAAAUAGUUUUAUUUUAAAUAUAUGCAGUUACCUAUAUUUAGGAUUGUGCUGUUUUUCUGCCCCUGCCCCUACUGCUGGCUACAGCUGACACAUACCCUCAUUGAUCACAUAGCUAGUAGGUAAGAAAUGAAACAACUUUUUCUAAAAUAUUACAAAAUUCAGUUCUGCAUCAUUCAUGGCAGGGCUGGUUCCAUGCUUCAGGGAGCCUUUGGCAAACUGCUCUACAUGGGCCCCUUCCAACCUUGCUAGGCCCCAAAAGAAUCACUUCACCAUAUCCAUACAAAAGCUAAAGAGCACAAAGAUGGUUUCGGGGAUUCACAGUGGGUCCUUCUAAGGGUCCUGAACCCUUUAUGAGUGCCCAGUGAGAGUGACCUUGGCUCAUGAUGAGUCAGUUCAGAUGAAUAGCAAUCUGUGGCAGCUCCUACAUGCGAUAACUUGACUAUUGCAAUGCGCUCUACGUGGUGCUGCCUUUGUACGUAGUUCGGAAACUUCAAUUAGUUCAGAAUGCGGCAGCCAGAUUGGUCUCUGGGGCAACCCGGAGAGAUCAUAUUAUGCCUAUUCUGAAACAAUUGCACUGGCUGCCGAUAUGUUUCCGGGCAAAAUACAAAGUGCUGUUUAUUACCUUUAAAGCCCUGAACGGCUUAGGCCCGAGUUACCUUAGAGAGAGCCUUCUUCUGCGUGAUCCCCACCGCACAUUAAGGUCAUCUGAGGAGGUUCGUAUCCAGUUACCACCAGCUCGUCUGGUGGCGACUUGGAGGCGGGCCUUCUCUAUAGCUGCUCCGGGGCUGUGGAAUGCACUCCCUGCGGAAAUCCACAAUUUGAAUUCUCUAUUAGCCUUCAGGAGAGCCCUUAAAACGUAUUUGUUUGGUCUGGCUUUCCAGGGUUUUUAAAUCUGUUCUAAUAUUCUAACCCGAUUUGGGGGCUUUUAAUCACUGUAAUUGUUUAAUUGUUGUUUUAAAAUGUUUUUAAAUUGUUAAUUGUUAUAUUGUUUUUAAUUUUUUUAGCUCUAUUGUUUUAGUGGUUUGUUUUAAUUGUAAACCGCCCUGAGCCAUUUUGGAAGGGCGGCAUAUCAGUCAAUCAAUCAAAUAAAAUAAAAUAAGUUCAUGGCGAGAACAUGCAUAUCCCAAUGUCACUCAAGGAUGUGCUGAUACAAUCUUGCCGUGUCCUUUAAUCAUGUGUGCGGGGUGAUAAUCCAAAUUGCCCCUCUACAAGCGGUUUAAACAAGGUUUUUUAGCAUGGGUAGAGGGACAAUUUGGAUCAUCACUCCUCACACAUGAUGUGCCGAGAUGGUGUCGGCACCUUCUUGAGCAACACAGCAGGGCAGGCACAUUCUCAUCAUGGCUCCAAUGUCAUAUGUAGCGGCUGUUGUGGGUUGCUAUGCAUCAGAACCAGCCCAGUGUUACACCAGAUUAUACAGCUCACUAUAUCCAAUACAUGUGCAGUAAUACACUUCCUAUCGCUAUCCCACAAGCCACCUGCCUUUUGGCGUUGCUUGGGAUAUAAAUGGAAACCCCCACUUUUCCCCUUUAAAUCCCAAACCUAAAUAAAAAUAAUCCUGAGCCUGCAGUGCAACCAGAGGCAUAUCUAGGGAAAAUAGCACCGAGGGCAAGCACUGAAAUUACGCCCCCUGUCCAAACAUCCAACACCUAUCUUUCAGAUAACUUUACCAUAAUAUCAGCUGAAAAAUACAAGUCAAGCUCAUUAAUCUUAGUAUGUCAAAAACUAUUUAGCUGUGGACGUAGCCAGACCAAAUAAUGCUGGAAAACUAUAAAUUUCAGUAUGCUGGGGCUCAUAAAAUACCCAUAUACUAUGUGGAGGUGUACUUGGAAAACUAAUGUCUAAUUCUCUACUAUGCAUCUACUAGCAUCACUAUUACAUAAGUUUUAAAAAUAAAUGGAGAAUUUGACUUUUCCCAGAUACUCUGAAAAUAACUAAAGGAUAUGCAUAGUAAACUGUGUCACUGCUUGGAAUAUAUUCUAGACUUUCAGAAAGACAGUUAAAAUGAGAGAAAGAGAGCAAGAAACUCCUAGUGGGCCUUAAUACUAAGGAUUUCACACUGAUUCAAAAACAAACUCACCAUUAAUAGCCAUAUUAUUAAGACAUCACAUUUAACUCACUUAUCACAAGAAGCAAAGUAAGAGCAAAUGAAUACAAUCCCAGUUCAUAAGCUUCAGCUCAUUAUUCACAAGCCCUGAUUCUCUGUACAUAGUGCCAAACUGAAUAUGUGUACAGUGACAUAUUAUAUUAAAUUUAAAAAAAUACCUGUAGCCCCUUUGGGGGCUAAUUGUGGGAGCUGUUUAUGCUUUUUAAACUAUUUUUUUAUGAAUGACUGCAUUUUGUUCUACUGUGUUUUAGUAUUGUUGUAUUGGAUAUGUUUGUUAUUUCUAUUUCUGCUGGUCAAUGGCUGUAAUAAAAUUGAUGAUGAUAAAUAAAUAUAUAAAUAUA